AUGGGUAAAACAGAGAAAAGUGCUGGAGAAUUUAUUGGAACAGCAUUAAUUUCUUUUGUCGCCACAAACGCUGAUGAUCUUGUUGUUCUAAUGAAUUUUUUUACUGAAGCAGCAAUGCCAAAUUCAUCAAUUAAAGUUCGUCAUGUUUUUAUUGGACAAUAUUUGGGAUUUUUUAUAUUAUUAGGAAUUAGUCUUAUAGGUUAUUUUAUAUCGUAUGCAAUACCUGUUGAAAUGCUUGGAUUUCUUGGAUUUUUUCCAAUUAUUCUUGGUUUAAAGGGUAUUAUCGAAAUAAUUAUUGAACUAUGUAAAAAAACAAACGAUGAACUUCCAACGAAUAAAGUUUUUACAAUUGAACUUGAAACAAAUCGUUGUCAGAAUGAUACUUAUGAACAAAAUAUAAAUAUUGAUUCUUCUUCAACAAUUCAAUUGAAACAAAGAAUUGUUAAAUAUUUUAGCUCUUGUUUUAAUUUUCAAACAUUAAAAAUCGCAAGUAUAACAUUAGCAAAUAGUGGUGAUAAUAUAGCUAUUUAUACACCAUUAUUUGCUCAAGCAUCGAAAUGGCAAAUUAGUAUUUAUAUUUCUAUAUUUCUUGUUAUGUUAUUUGUUUGGCUUAUAUUUUCUUAUUAUUUUAUAAAUUUUCGUCCAGUCUUAACUAUUGCACAAAAAUAUGCACAUUAUAUUGUUCCAGUUGUAUUUAUUUCAAUUGGAAUUUAUAUUCUUAUUACAUCAGAUUGUUUUCCAUGGUUAAUACGAGCAAUUAAAACAAAAAAUUUCAAAAAUGGUUAA
Molecule: messenger RNA, 786 nt
Organism: Adineta steineri
Lineage: Eukaryota; Metazoa; Rotifera; Eurotatoria; Adinetida; Adinetidae
Source: the annotation of a GenBank genome assembly